UUGUCUCCUCCUCCCCUAAAACUCCACCCUCUCUUCUCUAUCUUCUUCUUCUUCUUCUUCUUCUUCUUCAAACCCUCUCUCUUCCAUGGCCAACGCCUCACCCUUCGCCCCCUCAUUUCCCCGUAAUUACCUCCUUACCCCUAUCCCUCCCUCUUCCCGCCCUCUCCUCCCUAAACCUCCCCACUCUCUCCACCAUUCCCCUGCCUCCUCCUCCUCCUCUCUUCAUGCACUUGUAGGAAAGAAUUACCCUUCUGUCCCUCGUCGUUUGAAGGCCACGGAAGUCCCGGUGGCGGAGACGUCGUCGUCCGAGAACUGGGUGCCGGUGGUGCCGGUGGCAGCGCUGCCCAAGGGAGAGCGGCGCGUGAUAGUUCAGGACGGGGAGGCCAUACUGCUGCUGUGGUACAAGGACGAAGUCUUCGCCAUUGAGAACCGCUCACCGGCGGAAGGCGCCUACACUGAAGGCCUCCUCAAUGCCAAGCUCACUCAGGAUGGGUGUAUAGUGUGUCCGUCAACUGAUAGCACAUUUGAUCUUCGGAGUGGUGCCAUUAAGGAAUGGUACCCGAAGAACCCGGUGCUGAGGGCUCUCACGCCGGCGUUGAGGACUCUUUAUGUUUAUCCUUGCAAGACUGAUGAGAAGAAUAUCUACAUCAGCCUCGAGCCGGGUACUGUAAAUUCUGAUGCAGCUGCAGAGAUUGUGUUCAGUGGCAAGGCUCAACCGGGUGUCACUGCUUCGGAUGUUAAUAUCGAGGAGGUGAAAAUGGUGGUCGAUGAGGGCUUAGAAGGAGGGGCUUUUGGUUUCACAAGGAGGAAUGAGAUAAUAAAUGGGAGAGCUGCUACUAUUGGGUUCCUCUUGUUAUUAGAUGUUGAGCUCUUGACUGGUAAAGGUCUUCUUAAGGGAACUGGCUUCUUGGACUUUAUUUAUUCUAUCUCAAAUGCUCUCCAAUAGAACAAAAUUGUGCAAGGAAGGUGAAGUGGGUGUUUACUCGGUUAUUAUACACAUAUAUACAUUUUGAUGUUUAAGCUCCUUUUGAUUGAUUGUGUAAAAGUGGGAACUGCAUGCUUGAUUAAAUAUGUUAUUGUAAAGUUACUUGAAAUGGACCACAUCUAGAUCUAUGAUUUUGUUCUUUAGGUUCUGCAGUUUGUUGAGAUAAUAAUCAACUUGUAAAAUGAAUACAAGCAUAUAUAUUACAAUUUCAUUUAAAUUGGUGGUGUGUA
Molecule: messenger RNA, 1215 nt
Organism: Argentina anserina (silverweed cinquefoil)
Lineage: Eukaryota; Viridiplantae; Streptophyta; Magnoliopsida; Rosales; Rosaceae
Exons: 3
Coding region: 86-946 (286 amino acids)
Molecular function (GO): nitrite reductase [NAD(P)H] activity; 2 iron, 2 sulfur cluster binding
Source: RefSeq, a predicted model, not a curated record